Messenger RNA from Amoebophrya sp. A120, 4129 nucleotides. Lineage: Eukaryota; Dinophyceae; Syndiniales; Amoebophryaceae. The record is from the annotation of a GenBank genome assembly.
CCCACAAUUAAUGGCGCAUCGAGUAGUAAAAAGUGAUCUGUUAUUUUCUAGCUACGGAGCUGCAUUUUUGUGCCAAUUAUGUUUUUGUGUUUUGCGAUGGCCCAGAUGAUCCCCUUUUCGAAACAUUGACACUUGCCACACGCACGACAGGUCCACUGUGCUCAUUUGUGAUUCUUUAUUUCCCUUUUUACUGAAGAUCCGCCGAUCGAACUUUUGUUUCUGCCAAUGAAUUAAGUAACGUAGACGCUGCAAAUAUAGUAGAAGCAACAAUCACGAGGACGAGAAGAACGAAUCCCGUGAGACGUAGCGCAUAGUCGUGUACUACUAGUAAAAGCGAGUCCAAUUAUACGUGUUUGUACUUGUCGGUUACAAGAAGGAACAAACCACAAACACGACGACCCCACUGCGGCACUAGAACUUUUCCUCUUUGUCGUUGAACCGCUGGUUGAUGCUGUCCACCUACUAGAAGUGGCUUUACGUCGACCACAGAGGCAGUAAAAUAUUCGUCCCGCGGCAUCCAUCUUCGGUCCUGCUAAAGCACAAAGCACUGUGAAAACGGUCACGCCGGUUCGGACAAGGUCAUCUUCCUGCAAGCGGACCGCUCGCAACGCACGCGGGAAGAACAGGAGCAGGCUCUUUUUCGAGGAAGAAGAGAGGCGUUAAGUUUUGAAUUUGCCGUCGGAGCAGUUGCAGCACGUUCGAACUAGGGCGACAGUCAUCUGACGGAGAAAUUACAAAGGCUGACCAAAAAAAUAAUUGAAGUUGGAGCUCCACGCAGGAAGAAUUUUUCCACAACCACCCUGCCACGACCCACGGAGAUAAACCGUCGCGACAGGAGGAGCAUAGGAGCAGAAGAACCCACGGAAUAUAAACACAUCGCGAACUAGAGGAACUACACACGACCUUGUUGGACUCCUUCCGCUUCACUUGUAGUACCAAAAUACUAGAUCGCCCAGCAUGGAGAUCGUGAUCUACCUUCUCGGCAACUGGUGUUGCAUAGGGGCGGCCUCCAUCAUCAUAUACAACUUCAUCAUCCGCAGGGGGCACUGCAAGGACAGCGAACGCGACCUGCAGAUAUCAAAAGACAUGCAGCUCAUGCUCUUUCUCGGGACCUUCGUCCGCUUCUACUGGUCCAUGAGCCCACCACCAAUCUGGUACAGAAGAUUUUUUGCUUCCGACGUUUAUAAUUCUUCAAAUUACACUCCUGUAAUGUACUCAUGACACCAGAGCAGCUCGUGUGUGAUUGUGCGGCAGCAGUGUCAUUGCUGUCAGUCUGUAAUACCUCAACAGUAUCACAACACGCAGUUCAUUCUAGAAGAGUCGGUGCUGCAAUCUAGAUGUACUGGAUGCUCUUCAUUUCGCCCUCCACCGCUGAUAGAGAAAUACAUUGCACUUCGAAUAUAAACUGAUCUUGUUCUGCUCAGCAACAAAUAAAUUGGAGUGGUUUGUUUCCGAAAAUACAGAGUGGUUUGUGCUUGAGUCGAUUGCUUGAAUUAUCACAGGUCUGAGGAGCCGGUACCAAUUCAAUGGGUGUCAAUUUUCGACCUGAUUUUUUCCAUUCUGAUGUGGGGCCUCUGCGUGUGCUGCUCAACAGACUACGGCGUGCAGUUUAUGAAUUCCAUGGGCGGAGUUGGCCGUGGCGGAUACAACGCAGUCCCGGGACAGGCGGAGUUUGGUAUUCAUUGCGACUUUAUCUUCCUCUCGCUCUCGACAACUUACUACGCAGAUCUAGUAGCUACCAUACGAACUUUUCUCGAUAUGACGGAAGAGACCCGAGAUUUCUUUCAGUUUUCCGGGAAGAAGUUUUCAACAAAAGUUUUUCUUUGUGUAGCCUCAUGCGCUAUCUAUCGAUCUAUUAGUAGAGGACGGCGACCGCUUGUUCCAAAUCCAAAAGCAUCCAUUUUUUCAUCGCUAACAAAUCGUACGACAACAGACGGCCUGGUGCAAGACGACUCAACUGGUUAUGCGGGCGGCUCGGGCGGCGUAGGAGGUUUCGGGUCGGGCAAACCGCAAAACCAGUCGGCCCUCUACCGGUACACGCGAUGGCCCUUCCUGACCGGCGGCGCCGCGGUCACCGCUUGGCUGCUCACCCACCUGCUCCCCAGUCUGCACAUGCCGGGCGCCUGGAUACUAGUCGACUUCGCGGUGGUCUUCAACAUGCUCCUGGACGGCUGCGCCAUGGUGCCGCAGGUGAUACUCAUCCACUCCAGCAGGACAAAAACUCCGGUGGAGGCCAGCCACUUCGUCGGCCUGCUCUGCCUCGGUAUGGUUCAAUGUUGAUAGGAUACGGAGCAUGUGCGUUUUUGUUCUAUAUUAUCUGCUCAACAGGAGCAGAUGCCUUUGCUUGCAUCACCACCGGACUAAGUAUUACGUUGCAUCAAGAACUAGUACAUCGAAGCAUGAAGAAAGCCAUCUCUUUCAUUCAUCACGCAGGCCGCCUACUCCGAAUGAUCUUCUGGCUCUGGUUGGUGCUGCACCCGGAUUCCGGGCACGCAAUAUGGACGUUCGUCGUGCCAGAUCUGCUCCACACGGUGAUUAUGGCAGAUUACCUGUACCACUACCUGCAGAAGCUGAAAAGGGACAGGAUCGACCCCUACUUCGUCGAUUAUAUGACUCACGUAUAAAAAACACACGCGAUCGCGGCAGCUGCGGAAUAAACAUGUACGAAAGGGAAGUAAGUUGUGAGUCAAAACAUUACAGAUGAACACCUAACGAAAGGCGGCAAGCCCACAACUUUCAAAUUUUGUACGUCGUUGGUCCUCCAUUUGGGUUCACGACAAAUGAAUCGCUCUGUUGAUUCUUCUUUUAUUGUUUUAUCGAAGAUUACAUCAAAACUAAUGAUAGUGUGGCGAAGUUUUUCCUGCUUCGCUUCACUUGUCCUUUUUCUUUUACAACAGGUUUGUUAUACGCGUUUGUAAAAAUGAAUUCUUCCGCACAUCACUCUAUAGUGCUUCGCAGACCGGCACUGCAUGACGAGCAUGGGAAUCGAAUACUUAAAUCUCUGCUGCAAACGCCCUUUGCAGCAAAGGGGGUCCAAUAUUCAAUCCCUGGCUCUACUUUUCCGCGCCAGCACUGGCCGACAACGGAGAAUUCCAGUCAACGACGUGUGACAUCUGUCGCCGAAGUUAAAUUUUAAGCUACAAGGACACGGGGUAUCUUGAGAUAGGAAUCCAGAAAAGCGGAUACUAGCCAUAGAUAUCAUCCUUUUCUGGUUCACUUCUGAUAGAGCCUUGUUACAACUCAUUACUAAACCCGGUGUAAGUUUUACCCUACGCAGCUCACUCGAAGACAAAGACGGCAGUUGUCUGUUCAAAGUAACAGACAGGUGAGCACGACGGAAAGUUUACUUUUACCACCAGCUUAUCCCCAGAUAAAGAACGCACAACCUGUCGCCUCCUCUUUCUAUUUUUCCAAAAAGAGUUCCGGACCGCACGAGCCUGCGACGCCGGGUCGUGUUUUGUCCUGCCUUUUUCUUGCGGUUUGCGUGGUUUAGUCCUACUCUUAAGGGGGGACGCGGAAAUGUAGAGAAUGAAUCUUACGUACCUUGAAUAAGAUGGCUUGUCGCUACACAGAUUCUAAGUAAGUACUUACUUGCUCCCCGGAACAACAUGUUACACACUUUAGACUCACUUGCUCCCCGGAACAUGAACAUACUACACCAGGAAAUCUGCCAUCCCUAUUUGAGCUCCUUAUCCACUUGUCCUGACAGCACCCGCGAGUAGCGUUUUCUCUGCGGUGCUCUGUUUGGGCAGGGAAGACGCAGUCGAAAAAAAUUAUGGUUGGAGAAAAAACAAUUAUACCGGGGGGCGACAGAAGACCGUGCAAGUAAAGCAAAUUUCGGGCCGUACUAGAGCAAGUUCACACGACGACGACCAACAACAUGCGGAAAGAGAGACGGAUUUGAGGAGCGACAUGCCUUGACGGCCAUACACAUAUUCGAAUCUUGAAUUAUCCAGCGACGCUAUAGUUUUCAAACACCACCACACCCACUACCUCAACAGCGACAAAAGACCAGAAGGCGUCUGUGCUCCGUCUGUCUUCAGUUGUGAAAGAACUUGAAGAACUUCGUUAGUUGUAAAAGUACAGAUGAACAUCACCUGAAGAGCCUGAAGCCAGGCUGGGUACCCGA